AUGGGUUGGUUCGGAGGAAAUAGUGCUCCUAUCAAAAUAAGUGCUGUUACAGAGAGUCCAGAUCCAUCCAAACAGCCACAACAGUAUCUUGAAGACUUACCACCAAAGUUUGAAGAUAAUGGAGUUGCUAACCAAGGUCAAGGACAAGGUCAGAAUUCCCAGAAUGCAGGUGUUUGGGAAGCAGCUAUGGAUCAGUUUAAAUGGUCAGAUUUCACUGUGGAUCGGUUUGUGGGUAUGCCAUGUUUUAGAGAAGCCAUGCUCACUGGAUUUCAAGCUAUGGGUGUUUUAGGUGUAGUGACGUUCUUAAUUCACAAGAAUCCUAGUCGUUCCUUGAAUUGGUCUAUUGGGGGGUUUUUCCUCGGGAAUGUUGUUGGAUGGGAGCAGUGCCGUUCUAUUCGCAGAAGAUCUUUUGAAACGGUCGAGAAGGCCAGGCAACGUAAGGAAGAAAGCAAUGCUAAAAAGCUUUCAUUGAGUCAAGAUGUAGAAGAUCUUCUGUUGAAGAAAUUUAAUGAGGUUCAAAAUCAUGAUUCCAGUGCUAAAUAA
Messenger RNA from Lizanozyma spartinae, 543 nucleotides. RefSeq lists its product as uncharacterized. Gene Ontology annotation, cellular component: mitochondrion; mitochondrial inner membrane. Gene Ontology annotation, biological process: mitochondrial respiratory chain complex IV assembly. Bases 1 to 543 code for a protein of 180 amino acids. Lineage: Eukaryota; Fungi; Ascomycota; Pichiomycetes; Serinales; Debaryomycetaceae. The transcript has a single exon. The record is from RefSeq and is a predicted model, not a curated record.